AUGGGUGAGGAAGUGGAGCGACUGCUGAUCCAGUUCCAGGAUGAGAAGGGGGAGUUUCUGGGCUCCUCUUUCGAUGUUCCAGUGGACAUCACUCCGGAGAAACUGCAACUUGUCUGCAAUGCAUUGCUUCAGAAGGAGGAGGUGGUGCCAAUGGCGUUCUUCGCUGGUGGCGAAACUGAAAUAGUGUCCAGUCUGGGGGCGUGUGCCAAGGAGCUAGCAUGGGAGACGGAAAAGGUUAUGCCUGUAGUCUACCAGCCCCAGGCCGUGUUCCGGGUGAGAGCCGUCACCCGCUGCACCAGCACGUUGCUGGGACACACCGAAGCUGUCAUCUCAACUGCUUUUAGUCCUACUGGAAAAUAUUUGGCCAGUGGUUCCGGUGACACCACAGUGCGCUUUUGGGACUUGAUGACCGAGACACCACAUCACACUGCCAAAGGACACUCACAUUGGGUUUUAAGUAUCGCCUGGUCGCCUGAUGGCAAGAAGCUUGCGUCGGGGUGCAAAAACAGUCAGAUUUUUCUGUGGAAUCCAGUGACAGGGACACAAAUCGGGAAGACUCUGAUUGGACACACAAAGUGGAUCACUUGGCUUUGCUGGGAACCUCUUCACCUCAAUGCAGAGUGUCGCUACCUCGCGAGCAGCUCCAAAGAUGGCUCAGUUCGCAUCUGGGACGUGGUGCUGGGCCGCUGUGACAAAAUUCUAACGGGGCACACACAGUCAGUCACCUGCGUCAAGUGGGGCGGCGACGGGCUCUUGUACACGUCGUCACAGGACCGGACAGUCAAAGUGUGGCGGGCAAAGGAUGGUGUCCAGUGCAGGACGCUGCAGGGCCACGCCCACUGGGUCAACACGUUGGCUCUCAACACUGACUAUGUGCUGAGAACCGGAGCCUUCGAACCCGCCGACGCAACUGUCAAUCCGCAGGACCUCACAGGAUCACUGGAGGAACUGAAGGGCAAAGCCUUGCAGAGAUACAAUAAUGUUCGGGGUUCCAACCCGGAGCGCUUGGUGUCAGGCUCUGAUGACUUCACCUUGUUCCUGUGGAAUCCCGCUGAGGAUAAGAAGCCUCUCGCCCGCAUGACGGGACACAGCGCCCUCGUCAAUGAGGUGCUCUUCUCACCAGACACCCGGCUCCUGGCCUCAGCCUCUUUUGAUAAAUCUGUCAAAAUCUGGGAUGGUCGAACCGGAAAGUACUUGAUGUCCCUCAGAGGUCACGUGGGGUCGGUGUAUCAGGUGGCGUGGUCGGCAGACAGUAGGCUAUUGGUGAGCGGCAGCAGCGACAGCACGCUCAAAGUGUGGGACGUCAAGACUGGGAAGCUCAAGAUGGAUCUUCCUGGCCACGCAGAUGAGGUGUUUGCUGUGGACUGGAGUCCUGAUGGACAACGAGUAGCCAGCGGCGGAAAAGACAAGUGCCUCAGAAUAUGGAGAAGAUAG
Nerophis lumbriciformis (worm pipefish) is the source of this 1434-nucleotide messenger RNA. NCBI's taxonomy places the organism in Eukaryota, Metazoa, Chordata, Actinopteri, Syngnathiformes, Syngnathidae. The record is from RefSeq and is a predicted model, not a curated record.